GGCGGUGGCAUCUUAAUUGCGCUUGCAUCUGUGGGUGAACAAACUUUCAAUCUGUGAAACAAUUCCUUGUGAUCUGGGCAUUUGAGUUUGCUAUAGUACAGAGAGUAGUAUAUUUAUACUAUAGAAAAAAAAACUGGUGGCGCAAAAUACACCUGCCAAAGUUGGGCCGCCUUCCGCAACCAGUACUAGUACUAGGGAAAAAAAACGCUAGGCCCGUCGACUACUCCACCUCCUUCCUUCACCUUCGCAAGCCCACUGCAUAAUCUGAGCCGAGGCGGUCUCCUUCCUCCCACCCCGAGAUCACGCCGAGUCCCCCAACAGAAAUAGGAACCGCCGCCCCGCCCUCGCUACUGCAUCCCGCCUCCGCCCCAUUUGCCAACCGCUGUGCUCUAUGCUUGUGCCUUUCCGGCGGGCGCCCCCGUCUGAUCUGACUCGAUUGAUCGUAUUUUUGCCGAUUGGGCGCCUCCUCUUCAGAGAGAUUUGCUAGGGUUCCAACUCGAUCUCUGGAGCUCCAGGACGGCGGCGAUACAGGGAGGAUCCGACGCCGAGCCGGUCGAGAUGGCCAUGGGUUCAGUUGAUUGCUGCACUUGCUGCUUCUCGUUUGGAUGGCGGUAGAACCCUAAAGCAGGUUUUGCUUCUUCAUCGGGAAAUCGGCAACUGCCAACUGGUGGCCCAUUGCGUGUCUCAGCCCAAUAGGCCAGCCCAUGCCCAAGUGUCGUUCGCUGACUGAGUCCCAGGUUAUGCCGUCAUGGCAGUCGGCACUCGGCAGGCAGUAGCCCGCGACCGUGUCUCCUUCGUUUCCUCCGACAUUUCUGUUUGCCUCCCCUAGUCCCCAUUACGUCUCUAAACCUAAUCUCCGCCACCGAGCCGCCUCCCGCCAGAUGCUCCCGCCAAAUCCCUGCUAGCCACCUCCAGUCAAACAUCCUGUAUGCUAGGCCGUGGCUCUUCAGCCACGCUCAUGUACUUGGCUACAGCCUGUUGCUAGAUAGCAAGGAGCUUGGAGCAAACCAUUCUAUCUCCGUACCCAUCUUUACCUCCUGGCCAUCAUUUUUGGCUUUUCUUUGACUGGAUUUUCUUGUACUAUUUGAUGGAUAAUAUAAAUCAAAAUUCAGUUUACUAUGAUCCCCAGAGGGAUGUAUCAGUUUCAGGAGCUACUCAAAGUGUGACAAAUAGUGAAUCUCAUGUGGUUCAGUCGGCUAACUCCUAUGUGCCUUAUCUUGCAUCGGUUCAACAGGACUACAAUGCUAUACAGCAUCCAAACCAUUACUAUAGCUAUCCACAAGCGGCAAAUGAUUCUUCUGUUCAACGAGGAGUUGAUCAAGGUCCAGGUGCUGCUUACCAGCCUCUUACUUUGUUUCCGAGUUCAGGAUCUUAUGUUGGUCCUACAAGUAACACAUAUUGUACUGCUGGCGCUCAUCAGACUCUGCCCGGAUAUGCAACAAGCAAUUACUAUUAUCAUCAAAACAAUGCCUGGGGUAAUGGAAGUUGUGUAAAUAAUCAUGCACAAUCGUAUCAGAGUUGCACCCCAGAUAGUAAUGCAGCCCAGAGUUGUUCACUACCCACGAGCUCUGUCCACUAUCAACAGCAGUACAGCCAAUGGGGUUAUUAUUAUGAUCAGUCUGCACAGACUUCAGGUGGCCUUGCACUUACUAGCAGUGGUAGCAUUGCUCCUGAUACAAAAACUGUUACCAUUGGUUCCAAUUAUGUACACAGCAGCAACCAGCCACCUCCACCAGGCACUACAUCAUGGAAAAGUGAUGCUGGUAACACUACUACACCUCCCUCACAGGAACAAGGCAUUCAAGGAUAUCAAAACCAGUAUGCCUCUCAGGUCCCAGUCGCCCUGAUGUUUCACACCCAUUAUGUUAAUAACGCAGCAGGUAUCCCAACAUUUCAGAACCAGUGUGUCAGCUUAGCAUACCAGCAUAGUUCUGCAAAUCAUAAUCAGCUACCACUAAGUAACCAAGUUGAUCAACAAAAGGUUUUGCCUUUACAUGGUUCAAGCUCAAAUGUUUCUUCAGUCAACCAUGUUUGUGAAAACCCUGAGACACCGCAAGAUUCUCUAUCAUCGAAUGUCCACAUGUUAAACAAAAUACAGAUCUCAACAAAUCCUCGAAUAGCCCCAGAUUUUCCAAUAGGAACGCCUCAAGUGGAUAAGUCAAAGUCGGAAGCUGAUUCAUCACUGAAACCUGCUUAUGUUUGUGUUCCCAUGCCCAAGAAUGAUGUGACGGUCUCACAAAAUGGUUCUGAAGCAGUAAUGCAGGUGACGGGAUCUUUCCCUGUUUCACUUCGUACUUAUGUUGAGCGGAAUCUUGCCCGUUGCAAGGAUGAUGCCCAGAGGACUGCCAGCCGAUGUAUCUUGAAGGAGAUAAUUGCGAAGGCAACUGCUGAUGGGACCCUUCAUACGAAGAACUGGGACAUUGAACCACUAUUUACUUUGCCAGAAAAGGCUACAAGCAUGAAUAUGACUAGCAAUGGGAAGGAUUCAAGUCCUUUCUCAUCAUCGAGGAGUCCUAGUAGGCGAACAAAAAGUAGGUGGGAGCCUGUUGCAAAAAGUAGGUGGGAGCCUGUUGCAGAGGAAAAUGUUGCUAACAAUGUGGAAAUUUCUAAUGAGUUGGCAAAAAUUAAUGUCUGCAGUAGUUUCGAACCCACUAAAAGAACGAGUAACAAUUGGGAUCUGAGGAAGCAUGUCCAAUGCCAAGCUCCUUUAAGCCAAUUCAGUCAUAGGCCUACUAAAAUGCAGCGAACUGGUGGUGAUGCAAGUCUUACUGAAAAUGGAAAUGCCUUAAGUGAUGCUGACAAGGAGCAGGAUCUAAUGAAAUAUUACACUAGUUCAAUUGCACAAGCAAAUUCACCUGAGGAAAAGAAACGGCGGGAGCAUAGAUCUAAGCGAUUUGAACAGAGUCAAGGCACACCAUCAAAAUCUAGAAGUUCUAUACCAGAUAAGGUUGCCACAGACAACAUAUAUACAAGUAGAGCUAUGUCACUGCUUCUCAAUAGAAGUAAUGGAGAUAGUGCUGGUUUGGCAGUGGAGGAUUUUGAUUGGGAUGCACUGACAAUCAAGGGAACAUGCCAGCAAAUUGAGAAACAAUACCUACGCCUUACAAGUGCGCCUGACCCUACCACAGUACGACCAGAAGAUGUCCUAGAGAAGGCUCUUUGUAUGGUUGAAACAUCAGAAAAGAACUAUCUUUACAAAUGUGAUCAACUGAAGUCUAUUCGGCAAGACUUUACUGUUCAGAGAAUUCAGAACGAGCUGUCUGUCAAGGUUUAUGAAACCCAUGCACGUUUAGCUAUCGAAUCUGGAGAUUUAGCUGAAUAUAAUCAGUGCCAAUCUCAGUUGAAGAGGUUAUAUGGAGAAGGAGUCAAGGGUUGCAACCUCGAAUUCUCUGCUUACAACUUGUUAUAUCUGGUGCACUCUAAUAACAAAAGAGAUUUGCUUUCAUCUAUGGCAAGCUUGCCAAAGGAAGCCAAGAAAGACACAGCUGUGAAGCAUGCCCUUCAAGUUCGUUAUGCCUUUUUGUCUGCCAACUAUGUCCUGUUUUUCAAAUUGUACAAGAUGGCACCCAACUUGAACUCAUGUCUUAUGGAUCUCUAUGUGGAGCAAAUGCGCUUUGCGGCUAUAAAAUGCAUGUCCAAGUCAUAUCGCCCAACUGUACCAGUUAGAUACGCUGCACGGGUUUUGGGAUUUGUGGGAGUUGAUAAAGUUUGUGAGGCUCUGGAAGAAUGCGAGGAAUGGUUAAAAGCACAUGGUGCUAUUCUUUCCGUAGAUAACAAUGGAGAAUUACAAAUAGACACAAAGGUUUCUUCUACUUCUUUGUACUUGCCGGAACCUGAGAAUGCUGUUUCUCAUGGUGAUGCAUCUCUGGCUGUGGAUGACUUUUUGACACGAGCAUCAUAAAAUAUAUGUUCUGGUGAGUGCCCCCCUGCCCCCCUCUUUUUGCACUGGUCUUUGGAGGUGCUGUACAAUUGCAUGUUUGCCAAUACCAGUAGAGGUAAGUUCUCUUUAUGCAAAGUAGAAACUCGAAAGAUAGAUGAAAGAAGCCCACUGUUACAUCAAACAAAUAGGUAUCCAGGACAGAAUACAUGCAAGUAGGGGUAACUUUCUGUAGUCACACGUUGUGCUCUGAUACUGCUGCUGUAUCACUGGCUGUUCGUGUUGGUCUCCAUCCAUUUGUAUUCUAGUAUCUGAUAAGGUAAAUCCUGAGGGAUGCGUUAAACUGUUGUGAAUGACCUGCUCAGAGUUAUGUUGGGUGGAAUUGUGUCAGUCUAUCAGAUACUUUGCCAGCCAGAUCUCAAAUGUAUAUGUUUUGAGAAAUGUGUUCAAACCGAUUCAGUGUAUUAUACUAAUCUGUACGCA
Messenger RNA from Sorghum bicolor (sorghum), 4360 nucleotides. RefSeq names its product SAC3 family protein A. The transcript is spliced from 14 exons. Lineage: Eukaryota; Viridiplantae; Streptophyta; Magnoliopsida; Poales; Poaceae. The record is from RefSeq and is a predicted model, not a curated record. Bases 1088 to 3901 code for a protein of 937 amino acids. Gene Ontology annotation, cellular component: nucleus.